AUGGCUCGUAUUGUAGCAGCUAACGAUACGCCACCGUAUCACUCCACGGAGCUCAACUCCAUCUCCUCUGUUUCCGAUUCAACUUUUGGACAACUUCUGAAGAACGUAAGUGAUGUCAGGAAAAUGGCCAUCGGAGACGAGACUCCGGUUCACGAAUCCUUAAACCAGGACUACGACAAUCACAUGCGUACUGUUCCCUUCGUUCUCACAUUCGACAAUCUCACUUACAACGUCUCUGUUCGCCGGAAACUCGAGUUCCGCAAUCUCAUUCCACGGCGGAAAACAGAGGAUCUUGAGCUUGCUCUAACCGGAGGGCCUAAGACUAAAACCCUUCUCAAUAACAUCUCCGGCGAGACUCGAGAUGGAGAAAUUAUGGCUGUUCUUGGAGCUAGCGGUUCGGGAAAAUCGACUCUGAUCGAUGCAUUAGCGAAUCGGAUUGCUAAAGGAAGCUUGAAAGGAACGGUAAACCUAAACGGAGAAACUCUUCAAUCUCGUAUGCUCAAAGUUAUAUCAGCUUACGUGAUGCAAGAUGAUCUUCUCUUUCCAAUGCUUACCGUCGAAGAAACCCUAAUGUUCGCUGCCGAUUUUCGCUUACCGAGAAGUUUACCUAAAUCAAAGAAGAAGCUUCGUGUUCAAGCUUUGAUUGAUCAAUUAGGUAUCAGGAACGCAGCUAAAACGAUCAUCGGAGACGAAGGUCACCGUGGAAUCUCCGGUGGUGAAAGAAGACGUGUUUCGAUUGGAAUCGAUAUAAUCCACGACCCGAUUCUUCUCUUCCUCGACGAACCAACCUCUGGUUUGGACUCCACUAGUGCUUUCAUGGUGGUUAAAGUGUUGAAGAGGAUUGCUCAGAGUGGCAGUAUCGUGAUUAUGUCGAUUCAUCAACCAAGUCACAGAGUAAUCGGUUUGCUUGACCGUUUAAUCUUCUUGUCUCGAGGCCACACUGUAUACAGUGGAUCUCCGGCGAGUCUCCCGCGUUUCUUCUCCGAGUUCGGUAGUCCGAUACCGGAGAACGAGAACAGAACAGAGUUUGCCCUAGAUCUCAUCCGUGAGCUUGAAGGAUCCGCUGGAGGAACUAGAGGAUUAAUCGAAUUCAACAAAAAGUGGCAAGAAAUGAAGAAACAGAGCAAUCAUCAACAAUCACUGACUCCUCCUGCAUCACCGUACCCAAAUCUAACCCUAAAAGAAGCAAUCGCCGCAAGUAUAAGCAGAGGAAAGCUAGUCUCCGGCGGAGAAUCCGCCGUUAUACCACACGGCGGAGGAAAUACAACAACAACCCUAGCUGUCCCUGCAUUCGCAAACCCGUUCUGGAUCGAAAUCAAGACUCUCUCGCAACGAUCAAUGCUCAACUCUCGAAGACAACCAGAGCUAUUCGGAAUCAAAUUCGCCUCCGUGGUAAUCACCGGAUUCAUCUUAGCCACCGUCUUCUGGCGAUUAGACAAUUCGCCGAAAGGAGUCCAAGAGCGAUUAGGGUUCUUCGCAUUCGCCAUGUCUACAAUGUUCUACACUUGCGCUGAAGCACUUCCCGUCUUCCUUCAAGAACGUUACAUUUUCAUGAGAGAAACUGCUUACAACGCUUACCGGAGAUCGUCCUACGUGCUCUCUCACGCCAUUGUCUCCUUCCCUUCGCUCAUCUUCCUCUCUAUAGCUUUCGCAGCGACAACGUUUUGGGCAGUGGGAUUAGACGGAGGACCAAUGGGAUUUUUGUUCUACUGUCUGAUCAUCUUAGCCUCGUUUUGGUCAGGUAGCUCCUUCGUCACGUUUCUAUCAGGAAUUGUUCCAAAUGUGUUGAUAGGUUACACAAUCACCGUCGCCAUUUUAGCGUACUUCUUGCUGUUUAGUGGAUUCUUCAUCAACAGAAACCGAAUCCCCGAUUACUGGAUUUGGUUUCAUUACCUGUCUCUUGUGAAAUACCCGUUCGAGGCGGUUUUACAGAACGAGUUUUCUGAUGCUACCAAGUGUUUUGUAAGAGGUGUUCAGAUUUUCGAUAACACGCCUUUAGGGGAGUUACCGGAAGGGAUGAAACUGAAGCUGCUCGAUACAGUGAGUAAGUCGCUCGGGAUGACGAUAUCGAGCUCGACGUGUUUGACCACUGGUUCGGAUAUUCUGACGCAUCAAGGUGUGACUCAGCUGAGUAAGUGGCAUUGCUUGCUUAUCACGAUAGCUUCCGGGUUCUUUUUUAGGGUUUUGUUUUACUUCUGUUUGUUGCUUGGAAGCAAGAACAAGAGGAGGUGA
Arabis nemorensis is the source of this 2232-nucleotide messenger RNA. Lineage: Eukaryota; Viridiplantae; Streptophyta; Magnoliopsida; Brassicales; Brassicaceae. The record is from the annotation of a GenBank genome assembly.